This is a messenger RNA of Rhagoletis zephyria (snowberry fruit fly), 814 nucleotides long. NCBI's taxonomy places the organism in Eukaryota, Metazoa, Arthropoda, Insecta, Diptera, Tephritidae. The record is from RefSeq and is a predicted model, not a curated record.
AUGGAGGUCAACGGAACGAUUGAGUGUCAGCACGGUCCGGAAGAGUGCUACGGUAACGUCGUUCAGGCUUGUCUGCUAUUCGCCAACGGUGGUGAUGCGAAGCAGUCGCUCACCUUCAUCACCUGCAUGAUUGAACAGCCCAACUCUGAUGACACCCACUCGGCAGCGAAGAAGUGUGCCGAUGACCUGAAACUCGAUUGGAGCUCACUGUCUGCCUGUGCUAAUGGGCCGCAAGGCGCUAAGCUGAUUGCCGCCAACAAGGCCAAGACGGACGCCUUAAACCCUGCUCACCAGUACGUGCCCUGGAUUCUAAUCAAUGGAGUGCACACUGAGGAUCUAGAGAACAAGUGCCUGGCAAACUUGCUUGGUUACCUGUGCAAGAACUAUCUGCCUAAAAAUCAGCCCGAAUGCAAGCAGGCUGAUCUGGGUCUGUCUAUGCCAGCUGAAAACUUGUAUAAAAACAAAAUCAAUGUUGAGCUUAUACCUUCAGGCAAUACUAACGUUAUGGCAAAUGGCCGAAUUACAUGUCAACAUGGUCCUUCGGAGUGUAUUGGUAAUGCCAUACAAGCUUGCAAUACUAACGUUAUGGCGAAUGGGCAAAUUAAAUGUCAGCAUGGUCCUUCGGAGUGCUUCGGCAAUGCCAUACAAGCUUGUCUGUUUGCUCGCGAUCAAAAUACAAUGCAAUCACUCCAAUUUAUGGUAUGCAUGUACAAUGACCAUAGUAAAAAUAUCGCUGAUAAAGCAAAAAAUUGUGUUGAAAAUAUGAAUUUGAGAGGCUGGGAUGGAUUAUAUGAUUGCGCUAAUGGACCAAACG